GGCUCGGGGUGGCGCAGCUGGAGGCCCAGGAAGAAGCAGCCGCUCAGUCUCUCCGGCACGAUGCGCUUCGCGGCGCCCGACGCCGACGCGGGAGGUUUGGGGCGCCGACGCGGCGUGGGCGUAGGCGCGGUCGCCACCUUCAGCCACGGCUGCGCCCUGAGCCCCAGCCUCAGCGCCCCGCUGCUCUCCUGGCGGCCCAGCUCCCGCGGCGGCGCCAACGUGCGGGCGCCCGGGAGGCCCGCGUCGCCCGGGCCGGAGCUCCCUGCACUCGGCGGCGGCGCGCAGCCGCCGCUGUCCUUCUCGAAGACAUGUACGCGAGCGCCAGGCGGCGCACCGCCAAGAGGUCCGCCACCAUGCGCCAGGGCGGGCCCGCGUCCCCCAGCGCCUCGCAGCAGCUCGCCAGCCUCAGGGGCUCGCGGCCCGCGGCCGCGCAGGGCUCGCCCUGGGGCGCCGCGCACGGCGGCGCCCGCGCCGAGGGCGAGGCGGCGCAGGUCGCGCUCGCGGGCCCGGUGUUGCAGUCCUUGUUCGGCUCGGAGGCGCCGGAGGCGCCCGAGGCCGCCGCGAACGCGGCGCCUGAGGAAGGGCUCGACGUCGAUUGGAUGGUGAGCGUGCUGAGCCCCGACGCGGCCGCACCGAGGGAGGCUGCGGCUCCGGCCCUCGAGGUGGCCGCCGCCGCCGUGGAGCGGCAGGCGCCCACGAAGAAGGUCCGGAUCCAGGCCGCCGUGCCGCCUCCCCGCCCGCAGGGCGCCGCCGCGGCCGGCCCCGACGCCGGCGGGGGGCCGCCCGAGGAGCCCCGCAAGGCGUCCAGGAGCCGCACAUCCGCCAGGGGCUUAGGCGAGGCGCAGCAGCCGCCAGCGAAGGCCGCUGCGAGGCAGACCCAGGACGGCGGCCAGGAGAACGGCGCCUCCUUUCCAGACGCCGCUUCGCAGUCCCUCAUUGGUUCCGUCGAGUCAGCCGACCUGUCUGUCGGGUCUGCUGGCAACGACGAGCUGUCGGAGACAGACCUGGACGAUCACGAGGAGAGGUGGAGGACUGCCUUCAACCGCUUCAAGGCUCCCGGCGAUUGCGAGGUACACGUGGACCAUGUCGGCGAGCUGCUCGGCUUCCUGGGGCACGGGCUUACGAUGCUGGAGCACUACGGGCCGCUGCUGAGCGAGGUCACGCAGUAUCACUACUUCGACUUUCACGAGUUCUGUACUUUCAUGAUGACCUACCAAAAGUGGGAGCGCCACAAGAUGCGGGAGAUCUUUAGGGAGUACGACACCGACGGCAGCGGCGAGAUCUCGAUCACUGAGCUGCGACCCCUGAUGGCCAGCCUGGGCCUGGUGCCGUUUACGGCCACCAUACGCGAGGCGCUGAUGGAGGUCGACGACGGGAACGCGCAGCUCAGCUUCGAGGAGCUCACCCGCUUCCUCACGGUGUACUCCAAGAAGCAGGGCUUCUCCUCGGCCGAGACGAAGGAGCUCCGCCUGCACUUCGACCGCUUCGCUGGGCGGGACCCCGACGGCGACGCCGCGGCGCUGGACCCCUCCGCGGCGACGCCCGCGGGCUCGGCGGCCGCGGCGGCGGGCGGCGGCCUGGAGCAGCGCGCGGGCACCCCGCCGGGCUCGCCGGGCGCAGAGGGCGCGAGGCCUGGGUCGUCGGGCCGCCUGCUGCGGAGGGCCACGAACAAGCCCAGCGAGCCCAAGAUCAUGGUACUUGCUUGGCUGCCCUACGUGGAGACCGUCCUGACGCUGAGCUGCGGGCACCAGCAGGCGCAGUUCGCCAGGGCCGUCGUGGAGCGGUUCCUGCGCGCCCAGGGCUACCAGGGCGCGGGAAGCGCGGCGGAGGGCCUCACGUUUGAGGAGUUCCUGGUCGUGGCCCGGAUGAUCCGCGAGUGCCAGCGCGAGAGGCUGAAGCAGGACAAUCCCGACAUGGUGGAGCGUCUGACGGACGCAGGUUCCAAGAGGCGGAGCACUGUGGCGCAACCGAAGGUCAGCAGGGCGACGAUGAUCGUGGAAGCCGCCAGAUCUGAGAAGAUUUCCACCACCAGCUUGUUUGAGAUGGCCGACGAGGAUGGCAAUGGAAGCGUCUCCAUCUCUGAGCUGAAGAGCCUGCUCAAGGACCAAGGCUACACGGCGCUCAAGGCGGUCAUCUCGGAGAUUUGCAUGGAGCUCGUGCAGGGUUGGGACACUGAUUACGAGCUCGACUUUAACGAGUUAUAG
Prorocentrum cordatum is the source of this 2204-nucleotide messenger RNA. Lineage: Eukaryota; Dinophyceae; Prorocentrales; Prorocentraceae. The record is from the annotation of a GenBank genome assembly.